AGUCGGGCCGGCGACACCAAUGCGCUCAGACGUGCCCUAUUAAUUUAUCCAAGCAAGUACACCAAUCACUCCGGAGCACAAAGCUAAAGUGACAUAAAAUACGUCAAUUAUCGGCUUCCAUAUUCAAAUUUAGGAUUUCAUAAAAAAAAACAAUUAAUUUUUAAUUCUAAAUCGAUAUUAUUCGAUCGAUCAUACGAACGAAUUCAGAUAUAGUAAAUUUGUUUAUCGAUUAUCGAUUUUGGAUUUGUGCUCCUAUUAAUGAGUAGAGCGGAGCGUCAGGGGCGCGAAACAUUUCCGUAUCGUGUAAGUUACGUAACUGUUCCGGGGAAAAUCGAUAUCCUGAGCGCGUAUAAAUAGCGACCUACGGUUGAGAACAGCUGGCAAUCGGCCAGAAGAGAUGCAGCCUACGAGGAUGCGGCGUCCUCGUCGUCACAGGUGGCUGACGAUAUCUGUUUUCUUCAUCGCUUACUCCGUGAUCCAAGCCGUGUUCAGCGCGACCACGGUGUCGGAGCCGUCCGCUCCAAGUAAAGCAGACACCACACCGGACGAGUCCGUUGUAAAGACCACGCCUCCCGUUGAAUACACCAGUAAGGCCGGACAGAAGAAAGAAGACAGUACUGACAGUCAGGGAAAUUCCGAAGAAGUGGGUGAGACGGCUACAGAAGGAGGUAAAAAGAGUCUCAAAGGACUGAUUGACGAUGAAGAAGAUGAUAAGAAGACUAUCAAGGACGCUGGAUACGAGGAUAGCAAGGAGACGCAGGAUCUGCGCGAGAAAGAACGAGCAGCUUGGGUCAUUCCCACCGUUCAUCCGUUUAGGGAAAACUGCACCCCACCCGCUAUCGAACAGUUCCCAAAGCCCCUGAUGGGUCAAAAAGCUCGAAAGCACGGCGGCCUGAUCCUGCACAUACUGGUCGCCAUGUUCACGUUCAUAGGACUCGCUAUCGUGUGCGACGAGUACUUCGUGUCAAGCUUGGACAGGAUCUGUGAAGAACUGAGGUUGGCGCCCGAUGUUGCUGGAGCGACGUUCAUGGCGGCGGGUAGUUCCGCUCCUGAGCUGGCGACCGUCGUCAUCGGCGUCUUCUGCGCUCAGGAUGACAUAGGCGUCUCGGGUGUGAUCGGUUCGGCGGUAUUCAACAUUAUGUUCGUGAUAUCCGUGUGUGCCCUCUGCGCCGGCACCGUGUCGCAUCUCAACUGGUGGCCCCUCUGCAGAGACUGCUUCUUCUACGCCCUAUCUAUACUGGUGAUGCUGUGUACCAUCGCUAAUGAAUACGUUAGCUGGCCUGAAGCUCUGUUCAUGUUGAUAAUGUACGGAGUGUACUGCGUGGCGCUUCGGUUCAACACGGCGCUGGAGCAAUGGGCGAUGACUCUCCCUCUGCCCUUCAAACUGCCGACCAGGGAGGAGCAGGCGGCCCUUGUAACCUACAGCCGGAAUGCCGCGGCGGGCCCGACUCCGGCCGCGGAGGGCCAGUACUCGCAAGUCGACGGACGCACCAACGACACUCCGGUUCAAGAAACAUCGUACAAUCCCACCGGAGCUUACGACAACGCGGCGUACAAUGCAGACCCCACCCCAGUGUGGGACCCGAACCGAGCCUGGGACAAUAACAGUCAGAGCUACGACCCUCCGUCAGCGCGACUUGAACAGCCUCAGACCGCGAGCCCCCAACAGUCGCAACCGCAGCAAACGCAGCAACAGGCCCCGCCGCCACAAGCACCGGCGGCUCCCGCUUACUACAAGGCAAAGGAGUACAAUCCCGAGACAGCCGUGGAUCCUCUGGUCAAGCCGAUCGGAGCCAAUAAAUUCCAAUUGGCUUGCUGGUACAUUGCGUUCCCGGUUCACUGGUCGUGUCGGCACACGAUGCCUGACUGCCGGGGACCCUGGUACCCGGUCACCUUCAUCAUAUCGAUGCUCUGGAUCUCGUUCUACUCCUACUUCAUGGUCUGGAUGAUAACGAUUAUCGGCUAUACACUCGGGAUCCCGGACACGGUCAUGGGUCUCACGUUUGUGGCGGCUGGAGUCUCUGUACCCGACGCGCUCUCCUCGCUCGCCGUCAUCAAAGAAGGUUACGGAGACAUGGCGGUGUCGAAUGCCGUCGGCUCGAACGUCUUCGACAUCCUGGUUUGCCUGGGACUGCCGUGGUUCCUGCAGACCGCCGUCAUCCACCCCGGGAGCCAUGUGAACGUUUACAGCAAAGGUCUGAUCUAUUCCACGUUAUCGCUGUUUUCGACCGUCGUGUUUCUGGUGGUGGCUACCCACGCCAACGGCUGGAAGCUGGACCGGAAGUACGGCGCAGUGCUGAUGGUCUGGUACGUUCUCUUCAUAACACUGGCGAGCCUAUACGAGCUGAACAUCUUCGGGGAAUACAACAAGCCGGAUUGUAUUUCGAAAUAUUAAUUAACAAACGUUACGUAUAUUGUGAGUCGUUAAAUUUAUGUGCUUCGUUGAUUAGACACUAAUGAAAAUUUAGAUUCGAGAAAAAAAUGAGAAUUUUAAUUUUCUUUUUUUUUUAAAGACGCGUUCGGAAAUAAUUAAAUUCAAAAUAGAAAUUUAAUAUAUUUCUAAACUAAUUUCUAAACACGAUCGCAGCACAAACUGUCAUGAUGACGUUUAAAAACUACAACUGUCAUAAGCCGAGUGACGUAAGCUUUGUACUUUAAGUAUUAUGGUAGUAACGGCUUAGCGAUAUUCAAUCCGAGUUCACUCCGAUCAAUCGAUUUGCCGGUAUAUUUCUACUUAUUUAUGCAUUAUUAGCCCGUACAGUAUAAUUAUUUUGUUUUUAUAUCGUUGGUUGAGGUCGAAUUAAUUAAUAGAUGACCUACAUGCACUAUAGAAAAAAAAGAAGAAAAUAAUAAUUUUGAAAUACACACCAACCAACAAGAGGUCUCUAGCUCGAGAUAUUUUAUUCGAUGUCUUAAACAAUGUUAUAUUAAAUCGAUUUUAACUUUUACUCAGUUACUAUUUUAGGAAUGUCCUUCCUUCUGUUUAUCUAGUCUAUUCGACUCUAGUAGUAGAUCCGGAAGGAAAUCGUUACGUUAUAAGCAUGUUUUUUUUUUUAAACUUACAGCGAUAGAAUGUUUUUUGUUUACGUUUUUUAAUAAAAUUGUUUUUUUUUUAGGCAAAGGUUUUUGUGUGGGGAUAAUAUUAUCCCAGUUGAUUAUUGUCGACGUUUUUUUUUUUUAUGAUUACUCAUAGAUGUGCAAUAAGCCUAUAAUUAUGUCAUCGUCUGUAAAUAGUUUCGUUGUAUGUUCAAUUGAGGAAGUGAAAGCGUUUUUUUUUUGUACGAAUACUCAAAUAAUUUAAGUAAGUACUUUUCUCCUUCGUUUGUUUUUAAAAAUAUUUGUACGUACUCAAAUAGGAGUUAAAAAGUUACAUUACCGUGUUUUAUUGUAUAACCGCUCUGUCUUAUGAUUAUUGAUGCAUCGAUAUAAUUAGCCGUCUAUUUAAAAUUAAAACUAUAAAAAUAACUAUAAAUUAGAUAUAACAAAGCUAGAUGUUUUAUUAGGGAGUUUAUUAAAAGUUGUCGAUUUGAAAUUUAAGCUUUUAGUUUUGAAAAUUAAGCACAGCUACAGGUCUUACAAUCAUUUUUUUAAAAAUUAGAUUACGCUUUUAAUAUUUAGCUUAAUGGAGUACCUAAGCGUAUUUUUAAAAGCAAUUGGUAAAUACUUAAUUUAUACAAUUUAAUCAAAUUUAAUACACGGUACGUGUAUAAUGAAAAUAUUUUAGUUAUUCGAUCGAUACAUUUUGAAUGCUAAGGAUAAUGAGAUAGCUUUUAAUACAAAGCAACUAAAGUUGAUUCGCAGUUAAAGUUUAACUCGUAAUGGCCUGGAGGUACGACUAUGGCGGCGGUAGUAAAAGUUAAAUCCGCGAAAAGUUGAAUUUAUGUCAUUACUGGUGGUAGGCGGCAGAAAUGUCACAAAGCGAUAAUGCAAUGGUCCGAACAGCGCUUAAUCCUUUUAGCGCUGAGCUUAUUUUCACAUAUUUUGCAGAAAGAAUUUUAAAAAAAUGUACUUUAGUAAAACAGUAAAAAAAAAAUACAAAAAUCAAUGCUAAAUUAACAGCAAAAUAAUUUUAAAUGGUUAUUUAUAAAUGUUAUUAACUUAUUAAAAUCGAUAAAUAUGCACGCGCCAAGAUACGUCCGUAGAUACAGGUCGAUAACUAACACCUAUAAUGAACCAGUUUUUAUUCUUUUCUCGAAAACAUUAUGUUACUUUUACUUUAAGCAUGGUGUUGUAAUUAGAUUAAUAGAACUAUAUUUUGUUAUCUCUUCUAAACGAAACAUCGAUUUACGAAUUAUUCACGAAAAAGAAAACAAAUUAGUUUUUUUUUCUAUCUAAAUAGGAAAAAUAAUUAGUUUAAAAAUCAUUACUACUAUACACGUUAAUAUACAUUCUGAAGGAUAUUUGGUCUACAAUUGGAAGAUGUUCAUGAAUCCUAUGGCCAAAUCUUUAUUUAUUAUUAUUUUCUACGAUAUGGAGUUGAUUUAUCUGAAAUUGAAUAUGAGAAUGAAAUUGAACGAAACGAGAUGCAAUGAAAUGACCCGAUGGACCGAUUAAGCAAUGGGAAUUUGCCUAAAAUUUCAAUGAGCUGUUUGGAAAGAUUUAAAAAUCAAAAUCCGAUGGUUUCAUUAAAAUUUCAUACACUUUUAAUUAUGUCAAGCAGUCAAUAACGGUAUAAUAAGCCACAAUUGUUCAAUAUUUAAUCUUAAAGAAAAAAUACAUGACUCUUCCCGCCCGCGCUCCCGCCAAACCGUCAACUGUACUGUACUGUACCUUUAAAAGCCUAGAUUUUAGUACUUUUCUGAUUGAUUGUAUAAUUUGAAAGUUUUAGUUUAACGAGCUAGGUGUGUUGUAUUAUAAUAAUUUCAUACAAUCCACGUAGAUGUUAAUAUAAGUACGUACUUUUAAAAAAAAAAAACUUCCUCUUUCUCCGACUGAUUUCGUUUUCCAUUCGUCUCUAAAUACCUCGAAACAUUUAAGUUUAAGAUAACUAUUUUUAUUAUUUUUUUCACCUAUUUUAUUUUUCAAUCUCUUUAUUACUUAACAAUUCUGUGAUCUAUUUAGAUAUUAAUAAAGUUAAAUUUGUCGUGUGUGUGCGUGUCGUAUUUUUAGAAAUUGAUUAUUAACUACAAAGCAGCAGAGCUGAAUGUUGUUAAAAAGCUAUUUACAAUUAAAGCUAUUGAAGGCAUUGCUGAUAAUAUUACCGUUCUAAGAAUCCCGUUUAUGCAUUAAAGACAAGCUUAAGUUAGUUGCAUACAUCUAUUAUAAAUGUUGGUAUUUAUAUAUGUAUGCAACUAUCCAAAAUCGUGUUAAAUUUCUUUAAAUAGAAUCAUUAAAAGGUCCACAGCUAUUUCCGACAGCGUACGCAAUUUAAAUUAUUGGUUUAAUAAUAAUUUGUGAAGAUAAUAUUUAAUAUUCAGAUAUUAUAUUUAUAUAGUAUAAUAAUAAUAUAAAUGUAUGUGUCUAAUAUUUUUGUUUUUCAUUUUUGUUUUAUAGUACCUAAGUAAAGUGACAUUUUACUAUAAGUUGCGGAGUUAAUCAAAAGCUUUGAUUAUCAGCUACCUACUGAUUGUAUGCGUUCAAUGAUUGAACAUUCAUUGUCGUCCACAUUUUUAAACCGAUAGGAUCAAGGUAUUUGUUAUUAUAAAUAUUCAGAUAUUCAAAUAUAUACAUAAGAGCUUAGUAUACCCUGGAUUUACGCAGAACGAAUAAUGACGUUUAGUAGUUAACAGAUAGUAGAAAAGCGGUUUUUUCAAAUUAAUAUUUAAUUUUCUUCUUGAACGUUGAUUUAGAAAAAAUUUAUACCUAUUUAUUAUGUGCCUGGAAUAUAUAUAACGAAGCAACAAUAUCUGCUAUUCGAUCGCUUACUUUGAAUCUACAGACAAAUAUGUAUACAUACAUUGAACUAUUUUACGCCACUCAAUAUUACUUGUAGGGUUUUAUUUUUGGAUUACCUGCUCGUUUUUACUAAUUAGUUUUUUUGUAAACUUCUUUUUAUUAAUAUUAUUAGCUUCAAAUUGUGCAAGAAGCAUUUAUAUUUAAGGUGCAAAAAUGUAGAUAUUAUAAAAUAAUGUUUCCUUCUUGAAUGCUUCUUGUAAUUUUUUUUUAUUUUUAUUCCUUAGAUGUGUGGACGAGCUCACAGCCCACCUGGUGUUAAGUGGUUACUGGAGCCCAUAGACAUCUACAACGUAAAUGCGCCACACACCUUGAAAUAUAGUUCUAAGGUCUCAGUAGAGUUACAACGGCUGCCCCACCCUUCAAACCGAAACGCAUUACUGCUUCACGGCAGAAAUAGGCGGGGCGGUGGUACCUGCCCGUGCGGACUCACAAGAGGUCCUACCACCAGUAAAGUAUUUUAGUAAAAUUUCGACAUUGUACCAUUAGUUUUUAUUUUUUUAUUUUAUGACCUGGUGACAGAGACCUUUAGGUCAUAUCUUAUUUGGAAAAUGUUCAUUACUUUGGGGUAUAUCAUUAGUAAAUUGCAAUAGGUACAGAUUAAAAAACAACGAAAUAAAUACCUGUGUAAAAUUUAAAUAGAAUUUAAUAUGUGAAAAUUAUUAAUUCACUUAAUCUUAAAAUAAUAAUCGAUUUCGUAUAGGAAAUAUAAAAAAAUAUAAUACUGUCAAUUAUUAAAGGUUUGAAUAAAAAAUUAAUAGAAAAAUAAUUAUGAACUUUAAAAAAUGUCUACACUUUGAUUGGUUUUCAUAGAUAAUACAAGACUUAUAAUUUAUUUUGAUUCCAAUUCUGAUAUAUUGUUUCAUGUAGUUUUUAGUGUUAUUAUAUCGAGAGGUGAAAGGUUAUUUGGUUUAAGAGAGUUUUGCAAUAUUACAGGAGAACUAUUUAAAGUUUAAAAUUUGAAAAAAAUAUUAUAACAAAAAAACUUCUUGAGCUAUUUAAGUGGAGGGAACUUAAUUGAAGUUUAAUUAAAAAAAUCGAACUGGUGAUGCUAAAUACAGAAAAAAAAACGCACCUUUAAUCUAUAUAUUAUUAUAUAAAAAUUAAUUGCUGUUCGUUAGUCUCCGACCGGUUUGGCUAAUUUUGGUCUUGAAUUAUUUGUGGAAGUCCAGAGAAGGUUUAAAAGUUAUAAUACAUAUGAAAAUGCUCGGUAUUAAAUAAAAAUAACAAUUUUGUUUUUCCUUUGAUGUGUCCCCCGUCAGGCGGAUUCCUUUUGCUUGUUUUAAGUUUAUUUUAUACAAAAGUUUAGGUCUUUUAUUUAUCGGUUGAGGCACUACGAAGUCUGCCGGGUCAGCUAGUUACAAAUAAAAAAGUCCGGUAUUAAGCAAAAUGUCUCUUAAACCGCUAAUAGCCUUUCACCGCUGGAUAUGUGGUUUUAUUAAUAUGAGUUUUGAUAAUAAGGUACGCUUCAACAAUAUAAUAUCGAGUGAUACAAUCAAAAUAAUGUCGUAAUCAUGUCUAAAGCUUGUCAUCGACAAGUAUCAAUUAGUGACAAAGGUUGAUGUCUACUGAUUAGACCAUUUGAAAAGACUCCGAUGAGAAUGUAAAGAAUUUGUGUAAUAAUUUUAAAUUGUAAAUGGAAUAUUGCUGGUGAAAAUAAAUUGAGAUUAUUUUAAUUUUUGACACGUAUGUUUCGGGAAUAUUAUAAUAUUUGCAAUCUUGCCAAAUGUCUACUUGUUUUUCGUGCUUUCAAUUUUUCGAAAAACACAUUAUUACGCUUGACAUAUGAAAAUAUAGCGCCAUAUUUUGUACAUACUCCCCGUAUUAGGAACAGAGUUUAGAUUAGAAUAGUUAGGCAAAACAUAGUUUAAAAAUAUCGAAAAUCAAAAGAUUGUUACUUGGUAUCUUUUGUGUAGUAGUGCUGUGAGUAGUGUUUAUUUAUUGGUAUCUUUUGUGAAUACCUGACGUAAUUAGGCAGUAUUACAAAUAUAAUCCACAUUAAGUAUAACUUAUAUAUGUAUGUAUGUAGUUGCGAUUUUAGAGGUCUUUGCCUAAUUUUUAUGACAAUAUUAUUUGUAAGCAACUGUAGGUAGUUUGGUAGUACACCCAUUUGCCUAUGCCCCCUCGUUGAAAAGUGUCAAUCGCCACAUUCUAAAAUAGUACGAUAGGAUAAUUAGAUACAAUCACAUCAAUUAAUAAUAUGUCAAUUUUGAUUAUAUAAUGUUGUUAGGCUUGGUCGCUCAAGCGAGCUAGAAAGAGCCUGACUAUUUAGACAUUACAAUGAUAAUUAGUUUACAGACUUAGGAUUAAACACACUAGAUCUGACUUCGAUACAUACCGAAAAAUCAUUAAAAUAAUAAAUAAAUAUAUUCCAUAGAUUUUUUAAGAACAUUUUUGCACUUUAUGAUGUAAUCUAGCGAAUGUAGAUUCACAAAAUAAAUGUAAACAGACAAAACGAACAACGAUAAUGAUGAAUUUGUGACUUUUUAAAAAAUAGUUAAGGUUCAGUCCCGCGUUUUUUUGUUUAUGAAUCAGUGUGAUUUAAAAUAAAUUUUGCCGCCGCUCACAAGAGUAACAAGCCUUGGGGGAAUGUUGAAUAGCAUAUUAAUUAUAAUCUACAAUUCAAAGAUUUUCAGCCUUGAUCUCAAAUUAUGCUAUUAAUAUCAAUCAAAAAUAUUUUUUAUUUAUUUCAAAUUUGGAGUGUUCAUGGCGUCUCUGUUUUAUAAAUAUGUAACUUCCAAUAACAUUUAUUAGACACACACACUUUUAACAUCAAUUUGUUCUAGUUAGCUAGAUACACCCUCCAUUGUGUAGAUCUAGACAAUCCAAACUAGCAGGUAAGAUUUGACAAUUUUAUGAUUAGACCAUCAGAACUAAAAUAUGCUAGAGGUUAACCCUUAUUUCUCUUAUAACAAUUAACCAAAGACCAAGAAACUUUAACGAGUCGUAUAAAAUUUGUAACUUUUAUUUAUUUAUUUCCAACUUAUUAAUUUAUUUAUUAGUUAAUUUGUCUCAAGAAAAGUUUUACUUAAUAUCAAAUGCCCUUAAAGAGAUUUUCUGUAUUUGUCUAGAAAGUCUAGAAUCUAGAUUCUAGAUGGAUGCUUAAAUUUUAUUUUGUUAUAUUGAGCGACCCGGGCGAAAAAUGAGCAUUAUAAAGCCAAUAUAGUUUAAAAACUUAUGAAAUUGCUUUAACUAGUCUUCGCUGUAUCCGAUUUGUCAAUUUUUGUAUGAGUGUGCGUGCUUGUGUGUGCAUCUUAAAUAAUACACUUAAAGAGUUUGUGUGUUUGCGUGAGCAAUGGAUUAUUAAUAUAUUGUGGCAAAUUUGAUUGGACAAAUAGUAGUUUACAGUAUCUAUACAAAAAAAAAUCAGUCGCAAAGAACUUUAGUUUUAUUUUCGUCUACUGUCCGCCAUUUGGUAUGACCAUAAAACAACAGCUUCCCUACGUCUGCCACUAGGGGCGCUGUUCAAACUGAAUACGAAUUUGAGUUAACUUUUACGCUAUCGAGAACGUUAAAAACUCACACUAAGCACACAGAUAUCUGUUUUCAAAAUACUACGUUUACCUACUGUAGUGUCAUUUUCGGCUGCAACACUUUCACAUUAUUGUUAAGAUACUUAUUACAAACUUAUUACUCGUCAAUGUUGCUUGAUUAGAAUUAAAAAUUACGAAAGAAAAUCGAAUCUAUGUUAACCGCUACUUUUUGCUAUGCUAUAGAAUAAAACUAUUUUAAAUUAAUUUGCGAGUAGAAAAAAUAUGAUUGUAGAUGUAUGCGCGUGUUACCUUCGCAGUAUUUUAAUCGAGAUCUUUGUGUAUUUAUGUUGAAUUAAUUACUGCAUUUUAAUUUGAACUAUUGUAUUGUAUUAGGCGUUCUGUUACGGUCAUCUGUAUAAUCGGCCAUUUGUGAAAUAUAAUUAUUGUUAUCUAUGGAAUUAAUGUAAGUUAUACGACAAUGUUAAAUAAAGUACCUUUGAAAAA
Messenger RNA from Bombyx mori (domestic silkworm), 9869 nucleotides. RefSeq names its product probable sodium/potassium/calcium exchanger CG1090. The record is from RefSeq and is a predicted model, not a curated record. NCBI's taxonomy places the organism in Eukaryota, Metazoa, Arthropoda, Insecta, Lepidoptera, Bombycidae. Gene Ontology annotation, cellular component: plasma membrane. Gene Ontology annotation, molecular function: calcium channel activity; calcium, potassium:sodium antiporter activity. Gene Ontology annotation, biological process: calcium ion transmembrane transport; intracellular calcium ion homeostasis. The transcript has 16 exons. The coding region runs from base 398 to 2395 and encodes 665 amino acids.